GCUGUCAAUCGGUGUGGUUGAAUUUUUGCGUGCCGGAAGGGAAGUUUUGGUGAUAUUUUUGGGUAAAAAAAGCAGAGUCCCUAGAACUAGUCAUGGAUUGUGUGAGUGUGCAAUCGACGUACGACCUGAAGCAGUAUUCCUCGGUGCCCAGCUAUGGCCUCAAGCUCAGCUUCAACCACGUUUUCCCGGAGAAGAGACACCAGAACAUACGCCCCUCAUUUCGACAAACAAUCCCACUUUUGCCCCUCUUUUACAGGUAUUUGUCCUAUUAUUGGAAAGUGACCAGAGAAGGCCGGCAGUGCUUAAUGGAUUACUACGACAUGCAGAAUGCCAAGUGUAUUUAUGGGACACCGAUAGGAGGAAUUGGCGCCGGAACGAUCGGACGGGGUUUCAGUGGGGAGUUUUGCCGAUUCAGCAUGAAGCCAGGACUCUAUGAAUACAACACUGUUGUGGCGGAUCAGUUUUUUGUCACGAUUCGCGAUGAGAAUGAUCAGACAAUCUUUCAGAGUCUCCUCUCAACGUACAACCGACCAAAGAAUCCAUUGAGUGCGUGGGAGAGCAAUUUGGAUGCCACGAAGUGUCACUACACGGCUCUCUAUCCGCGCUCCUGGAGUGAAAUUGACUUGUCUGAACACGGCGUGAGACUCAUCGGGCGCCAAGUAUCACCGGUUAUUCCCCAUGACUACAAAGAUUCAUCUCUGCCGUGUGCGGUGUUUGUGUGGAGCGUGGAGAACACCUGUGAUAAGGAGCGAAAGGUCUCCAUCACGUUCACGUUUAAGAAUGGCACGGGAACAAAAAAGCAAGAUGCUGAAGGCAAUCCCACGACUUUCCCAUUUGGUGAGGGCACAGCUAAAGGUGUAGCUAUAAAGCAGACAAUCGCCGGCAUGGAGUGCACAUAUAAUUUGGCGUGCAAAAACGCUGGCGAUGUGACAAUCUCACGAUGCCACAAGUUCGAUCCGAAUGGCAGUGGUGAGAAACUGUGGAGUGAUUUAAGGGACACCGGAAAGCUCACGGACAAGUCCGUGGAUGAGAAUCUGAAAGGGAAGGACGUCGGAGUGGCAGUGAGUGGGCAAAUCACCGUGAAACCCGAUUCGUCUGGAGAGGUGGAAUUUUGUUUGGCAUGGGACAUGCCGAUAGUGAAUUUCGGGAAGAAAUUGAAGAAAUACUCGCGCUAUUAUACAAAACAUUUUGGCAACUCCGGCGAAGGAGGACCGCGAAUCGCUGACUAUGCAUUUGUGAAUUACCUCAAGUGGGAGCAGCAGAUUGAUGCCUGGCAGAGGCCAAUUCUGGAGGAUCCAGAUCUUCCUGAUUGGUACAAGAGUGCCAUCUUCAAUGAAUUAUACUUCAUUUCUGACGGCGGAACUUGUUGGUUCACCAUUGAUCCUAAGGAUGACUUGGCCUAUGACGAUCCUCGAUUGGCUUAUGGACGAUUUGCUUAUCUUGAAGGCCAUGAAUACCGCAUGUUCAACACUUACGAUGUGCACUUCUAUGCCUCUCAUGCUAUUGCUAAUCUGUGGCCUAAUCUUCAAGUGAGUCUGCAGUAUGACUUCCGCGAUAGCAUCUUUGCUGAGGUCGGGGAGCCACGGAAGUGUCUCUAUGAUGGCAAAAUCAGCUGUCGCAAGGCGAAAGACAGCGUGCCGCAUGAUCUGGGCGAUCCAUGCGAGGAACCGUAUAUUCUGCCUAACUCCUAUCCCAUUCACGAUGUGGCGGAGUGGAAGGAUCUCAACACUAAGUUUGUGUUGCAAGUGUUCAGGGAUUAUCAUGUGUUGAGCCAGUUGGCUCAAGCGAAUGCGGAGAAUGCCAGCAAAUUCAGCUCAAUUGAGUUCAUCGAUAAGGAUAGCCUGUUCGAGAUGUACACGCUAGACAAUAAGCAUCGCUUGUCGCCGGACGACAAAGCCAAUCGCAAAUCGGCCUCAAUGUACAUCAACGAGACGAAUGGAAAGGUGUACCUGAUGGACGCGAUGGUGUAUCUAAAGGCUAUGUAUCCGGCCUGCAAGGCUGUCAUGGCCAAGUCUCUCGAGUGGGAUCACGAUGAUGACGGGCUGAUAGAGAAUAGCAAGUUUCCUGAUCAGACCUAUGACUCCUGGGUCAUGGAUGGACCGAGCUCUUAUUGCGGAAGUCUUUGGCUGGCUAGUCUUCACUGCAUGGCCAUAAUGGCUAAUAAGAUGGACCAACCGGAGGAGUGCGUCAAGUACACGGACAUCCUGGAGAAAGGGAAGCGAUCUUUCGAAGAUAAGCUGUGGAAUGGGUCGUUCUAUAAGUUCGACACAGCGCCAGCCAACAAGGACACCGUGAUGUCUGAUCAACUGUGCGGCCAUUGGUACAUGAAGAGCUGCGGUUUUGAUUACGAGCUCUUCCCCAAGGAGAACGUGCGCUCGGCUCUCAAAGUGAUCUUUGAGAACAACGUGAAGCGCUUUUGCAACGGUAAUUUGGGCGCUGUGAAUGGAUAUAUCCAGAAUCCCGUGCCAGAUAAGGACGGUCAUCCGGAUUGGACAACAAUCCAGAGUGAGGAGGCUUGGACGGGCGUGACAUACGGCCUAGCGGCGCUCAUGAUCCACGAGGGGAUGUUCGAGGAGGGCUUUGCAACUGCGGGCGGGCUGUACCAGACCAUGUCCGAGCGAAUCGGAUUAAACUUUGAAACUCCUGAGGCAUUGUACGCUGAAAGGACCUACCGAGCCAUCGGUUACAUGCGUCCGCUCAGCAUCUGGUCAAUGCAACUGGCUUGGGAGCGACGCAAGCACACCAGAGACUAAAAUUGCUCAGCUGAGAUGUUUCACCCCUUUUGCAUUCCACUAUCUUUAUGCGAUGUGUGUGUGUGUGUGUUCCGAGUACAAAUGGUUACAAGGCUAGUUCACGGCUUCAGCUCUUUACAAAAAAAAAUGUAAUCUCUCGCACACGGAAUGAAUUUGACUCAAUUUUUCGCGAUAUGAACAAAGAUGUUACCCCGGAAAUAUUUACACUGGAGUCCCAUAUGUUAUUGGUGUUACAUGAGCUCAAGCAGUAUAAUUGAGACAGUCGUAGUUUUAUGAUUUUUAUAAUUUAACUGUGGUGCUUUAAUUGGUGAUCAAUAAGAUAUUUUUCCAAUUAUUUUAUUUUCUAUUUAGGCUGUAGACGUUUUUGUAAUUGUGAUCCGUUUUUGUGAAUUCCCAGUACUUGUUUGUGCAUAAGUAUUCUUCGUUAGUAUGUUUUUCACAUUGAAAUUCGAUUUUUACAUAUGUUCCUCUUAAAUUGCGCUGUAAGGGAAAAGAGAUUGUGAAUGAAAGAUGAGACGUACAAAAUAAAUGGAAAUGCAGGAUUUUAGAGAAAGGAUCAAAAGCAAGCUUGAAAAGCUUAUUGUGAGUAAAACA
Molecule: messenger RNA, 3347 nt
Organism: Phlebotomus argentipes
Lineage: Eukaryota; Metazoa; Arthropoda; Insecta; Diptera; Psychodidae
Product: non-lysosomal glucosylceramidase
Exons: 7
Coding region: 93-2753 (886 amino acids)
Biological process (GO): glucosylceramide catabolic process; carbohydrate metabolic process
Cellular component (GO): membrane
Molecular function (GO): glucosylceramidase activity; beta-glucosidase activity
Source: RefSeq, a predicted model, not a curated record